GACGUCACCUACGCUAGGUAACGUAGUCCGCGCACGUAACUUUCAUUCAAGCAGCAUUUUGAAUAAGGAAGAUGGCGGCUGCAGCAGUGGUUGAGUUCCAGAGAGCCCAGUCUCUCAUUAGCACGGACCGCAACGCCUCUAUCGACAUCCUGCAUUCAAUAGUGAGGAGAGAUGUUCAGGAGAACGAUGAGGAAGCUGUCCGGGUUAAAGAACAGAGCAUCCUGGAGCUGGGGACACUCCUGGCCAAGACCGGACAGGCUGCAGAACUAGGGGGUCUGCUGAAAUUUGUGAGGCCUUUCCUGAUUUCCAUCAGCAAGGCCAAGGCGGCCCGGCUGGUCCGCUCCCUGCUGGACCUCUUUCUUGACAUGGAGGCAGCAACGGGACAGGAGGUUGAGCUGUGUCUCGAAUGCAUUGAGUGGGCCAAGGCCGAGAAGAGAACCUUCUUACGACAGGCUCUGGAGGCACGACUGAUCUCACUCUAUUUUGACACCAAACGAUACCAGGAGGCCUUGGCGCUCGGCUCCCAGUUGCUCCAGGAGCUGAAAAAGAUGGAUGACAAAGCUCUCCUGGUAGAGGUUCAGCUGCUUGAAAGUAAGACGUAUCACGCUCUCAGCAACCUGCCCAAGGCCCGCGCAGCCCUCACUUCAGCCAGGACCACCGCCAACGCCAUUUACUGCCCUCCAAAGCUCCAGGCAGCUCUGGACAUGCAGUCAGGGAUCAUCCACGCAGCCGAGGAGAAGGACUGGAAGACGGCCUACUCCUACUUCUUUGAGGCCUUUGAGGGCUACGACUCCAUCGACAGCCCCCGAGCCAUCACAGCACUCAAAUACAUGCUUCUGUGCAAAAUCGUUCUCAACUUACCAGAGGAGGUCCAAGCCCUGAUCAGUGGUAAACUGGGUCUGCGACAUGCCGGCCGACAGACAGACGCACUGAAAUGUGUCGCCCAGGCCAGCAAGAACAGAUCAUUAGCAGACUUUGAAAAGGCCCUAACAGAGUACAGAGCAGAGCUGAGGGAUGACCCCAUCAUCAAUACUCACCUGGCCACGCUGUAUGACAACCUGCUGGAACAAAACCUCAUCCGAGUCAUUGAACCUUUUUCCAGAGUACAGAUAGAACACAUAUCAGUUCUAAUCAAACUGUCAAAGGGUGAUGUUGAAAGGAAAUUAUCACAGAUGAUUCUGGACAAAAAGUUUCACGGAAUCCUUGACCAAGGCGAAGGCGUCUUGAUCAUAUUUGAUGAGCCCCCAGUGGACAAAACCUACGAAGCAGCCUUGGAAACAAUUCAGAACAUGAGCAAAGUUGUGGAUUCACUUUACAACAAAGCCAAGAAGCUGACAUAGAGCAGAUUGCCACGGCAGUGCGAUGGAGGAACUGUGUGUGUUUGACCAGCGUGUGUAACAUUUUAAGAAGGGGACAAGGGAGAGCAACGAAAAAGUCCCACAAACUGCAACAAACAGGAUUCCCCCAUCAAACUCCCCCCUCCUCUCCCUCAACGGACAAUUUCAUCACUUCUCUUGUUUUUUUGGUUUUUUUUCCUCUUUAAUUUUGAUAUCUCUUCAGGAUUCUGUGUAACACUCAGCGGCCAAAUCAGGCCAUCAGGGAAUAUUGUACAACCACAAUAAAAAGAUUAAAAGGUUUAAAAAUACAUAUAUGUUUAUAUCUGCUAUAAGGCUGGGCUUACCAAGCCUUAAGCUGACUCCACUGCAACCUCAAAGGUGCAACAUUGACCUCUGCAGCCUCUGACUCUGCUACUAACUGCGUAUGCAGAAAUGAGGCUUUCUCCUUUCUUCUUGUCCAUAUCUUUCAGAAGCACACUGUUCAGUUUUUGGAAGGUUGGGAUACUCCUUGGGAUUCUGAAUUUUGGUCAAAGAGCUCCCUCUAGUUUUUUUUGUUGUUUUUUUUCCUCACCAUAUCAAUGCCAACAGUUAAGUACCCACUGUAUUUCAGAUAUGUAUUAAACUCACUUUAUUUGUUUUUGGUUUUGUGUUUUUGUUUAAAAAAAGAAAAGAAAAAAGAAAAUCAGAAGGUUGCCACAUGUCUGCCCGCCCUGCUAAUGUAAGUUUAUAGAACAGACAGGAUGCCAUUUCACCACCAGUGCCACUUUUUCGGCGCUUUCUGUUUGCCUCAGUGUUUGGGUGCAAUAUGAAAUCGGAGGGCAGAGGUGGAGAUGUAUUCAUCGCCUCUGUGAGUUAUCCCUAAGUGAGCAAUUCUCCAUUGUUAGUUCCUAGCACUAGUGUGGUAUGCUAGUAACCAAACAAUUUGUAUGGUUUUGAUUUGGUUUUGAUUUUUUUUGUUUUGUUUUUCUCUUAUAAAGACAUUUUCAAAAUAAAUAUUUUGUAUUUUAAGGAUUUUGUCUUGUCUCUUGCAAAAACAGAAUGCAAAUGGUGAUUUGGUGUGGUAACUUUGAUUGGCCGCUCGGUUAUAAUAUUUGUUUUUAAAGUUUAAAGGUGAGAAGAAGACUGCAAAGUGUCUUUGAAUUGCACUUAAGAAUGGGAGCAAGUGAUUCAGAAAAUGUACACAGUAGUUAAGUAAAGUAUGUCUGUUAAAGAACAAGUCAAAGGUAUCUAAGCAGUCAGAAACAAUUCUUAAAAUGACUCCAGGGGAGUACAGAUGUUGAUACUAAAAUACAGAAUCUCUUCCUGCUGCUAUAUUUGUCACACCUCACAUCAAAGGGCAUUAAAUCAGUUCAAUGGA
This is a messenger RNA of Dicentrarchus labrax (European seabass), 2694 nucleotides long. RefSeq names its product proteasome 26S subunit, non-ATPase 11b (gene psmd11b). Gene Ontology annotation, cellular component: proteasome regulatory particle, lid subcomplex. Bases 72 to 1340 code for a protein of 422 amino acids. NCBI's taxonomy places the organism in Eukaryota, Metazoa, Chordata, Actinopteri, Moronidae. Gene Ontology annotation, biological process: ubiquitin-dependent protein catabolic process. Gene Ontology annotation, molecular function: protein binding; structural molecule activity. The transcript is spliced from 13 exons. The record is from RefSeq and is a predicted model, not a curated record.